UCUAGUUUCUCAGUCACGUGGAGAACUUCCGCGGCUUCGGUUCUUCUUGUUCUCUAUUUUUCGUUUCACAUUCUUCAAGUUCGAGUUUUUCCGUGUUACGUUUAAUGACAUCGAGUGAUAUUCGUUUAAUUGGAGAGAAGAAAGAAGCUGUGAUAUCAAACAACAGGCGGAUUCAGACGAAAAAGAGCGUAGAAUUUUUUUGCUUAUCAGUGUGGAGGGGAGAAAUCGAUUUAAAAAACAACAUGUCACAUUUUCACUGGACAAACAUCAGGAUGUUAAUCAAAAUGGGCACGUAACAAAAAUCGAACUGGAGCUGGAGGAAGCUCCAGACGACAUGAUCCUCGUUGGAUCGAUGCCAUCCGAAUUGAACGUCACCGGUAAAAUUAAUUCGACCUAUCCGGAUGGUGCAGUUAUAGUCAGAGCAGAAGAGGCUUUGAUAGUUAUUUUGGUUCUUCUUCUUUGGGCUGCAGCAAUUGCAUUAUUCUUCAAUCGAUGGGGAAAAAUCAGAAUGUUAGAGCCAUAUCAACCGAAAUUUCAACAACAACAUAGAUCAAGUUGUACCACAAUUGAACAAAAUCAACUUCAGAAUCGGCGCACAUUCUCGAAAUGCAAUAUACUCUGCAGCGAUUAUCCAACGGGGCAUGAAUUGAAUUAUGCUUCGGGUCAAACGCGGCCGAGGCAGAACAGCGUGUUCAUUGGUUCCAGUACAUCUUUGCUCCCAGGUGGUCAAGGUACACCGCGACGCACGAAAAGCGCGUUCGAUCUCCAAUUCUUGGUGUUUUCCGAGAAUAAUACUGUGCCGGAUUCCUCCAUUGAGUCGGAUACGCAAAGAAACUUUAAACAGAUCAGUGAAUCCACGAAAUUGUUGCAACGCGAGCGAAAGGCCAGCAUCUGCCAAACAUCGGACAGAGCCUCAGAUGCUAAGCCCUUGUUCCAGAGGGACAGAGGGAUGAGUAUCUGUCAGCUCGAUAGUUCCCCGAAAUCGUGGCAACGAGAUCGUGGGAUGAGCAUCUGCCAAUUUGACAGGAUGGAUGUUCUUGCCAGACCGCUUCAAAGAGAUCGCGGAGGAAGUAUCUGCCAUUUUGACAGAAUGGAUGUGUUGGCCAGACCGUUGCAGAGAGAUCGCAUAGGUAGCGCUUAUCACUUCGACAGAACAGACGUACUGGCCAGACCUAAUUUUUCCCUUGGCAAGUCGUUGCUGAGAGAAAGACGCGUCAGCAUGUGUAACUUUCUGGAAAAGGACGAGGAAACCGUGAGAGCUAUUCAGAUGGAACGGCGUUUGAGCAGCAGUAACAUUGAGAAAAUCGUAAAGGAAGAUGCAUCGAUCGAGGAAGGAAGGAACGAGCAGAAGGGAAGACAGGAGACAUUCGCUAAAUGCAUGUCCAAAGAAAAAAAAGAUACCUCUUAUCAAUUGGAUCAACCAUGUUGCAGCAAAACGGCCGACGCUAUAUUUGGAUACAAGGCUACUUGUGUGUAGCAACGUAAAAUUAUAAUAUGAAUUUUAUUAUGGAAGAAUAAUUUAUAUAACUAUAAUUUUCAAGAAAAAAAUAUUUUUGAGUUAUAUCGCAAGAACGACAUUUUUGACAAUGAUUUAAUACGUAUGUAACAAAUCAAUUAUAUCUUCUGUGAAUAUAAAUUUCAUCUCAUGUAGUUUAAAAACAAUGGGCAUUUUUAUAAAUAUUUUCGGUCAACAUAAACAAAAAUGAGUGAUCUUCUAUAAUGUUGCUAAUAAUAUCUUCAUUGAAAUGAUAAAAUCAUAU
Messenger RNA from Apis mellifera (honey bee), 1760 nucleotides. RefSeq lists its product as uncharacterized. The transcript is spliced from 5 exons. The record is from RefSeq and is a predicted model, not a curated record. The coding region runs from base 335 to 1477 and encodes 380 amino acids. NCBI's taxonomy places the organism in Eukaryota, Metazoa, Arthropoda, Insecta, Hymenoptera, Apidae.